ACAUGUGAGGAAAACAUGGAGAGACUGUUGUUUUGACAUUUAAUAACUAAUUAUUUGUUUUCAUCAGACACGAAACGCGACAUUUAUGAGGAAAAGUACAACCUUUGCUUACGUUUCGACUCCGAAAAUAGCUGAAAGUGUGUUAGCGUAAAGUUAGGUUAACCAACUUCACCACACGGUUAUUUUUUGGUUGUUUUACUAGCUUUAAGCUUACGCCAUGGAUAACACCGAGGAUAACACGAUUGAGCUUCACGGAGAUGAGGAAGUUAUUGAAGUCAUUGACCUAAACGAGACGGAGCCUUGUCCUGAUGAUUUGGCUGAUGACUUGGGGGAUGUUGACUUUGAGGACCCCGGUAAUGCAGAAGAUGACAACGAAGGCUGGGAGACCGAGGAUGAAAUGGAAGCUGAAACCGAGAUAGAUGACAGUGAUGUCACCUUCUCUAAACACACUGGCUCAGUAUUUUGUGUGAGUUUGGAUCCUGCGACAAACAGCCUGGCUGUAACAGGAGGAGAGGAUGAUAAGGCUUAUGUGUGGAGAGUGAGUGAUGGAGAAGUUCUACUGGAGUGUACUGGUCACAAAGACUCUGUGACGUGUGCUGUGUUUAGCCAUGACUCCUCCAUGGUGGCUUCUGGUGACAUGAGCGGCACGAUUAAAGUUUGGAAAGUGGAAACCAAAGAGGAGAUCUGGUCUUUUGAAGUUGGAGAUUUGGAGUGGUUGGAGUGGCAUCCCGGCGCUCCAGUGCUGCUCGCGGGAACGGACGAUGGCAGCGUGUGGAUGUGGAAGAUCCCUGCAGGGGACUGUAAAACCUUCCAGAGUCCUGGAUGCCAGGCCACCAGUGGCAAAGUCUUACCUGAUGGUAAACGCGCUGUGGUGGGUUAUGAGAACGGAACUGUACGCGUGUGGGAUUUGAAGCACAGCAACACCAUCCAUGUUAUUAAAGGUCAGGACGGACACCAGGGGGCGCUGACCUGUCUGGCAUGCAACAAAGACGGCUCUCUGGUCUUGACGGGAUCAGUGGAUGGAUGCGCAAAGGUCAUCAACACCACAACGGGCAAAGUGGUUGGAGCAUUUUCUGUGGAGGGAGGAAAACCAAAAGGUUCAAGAGAUGAAGAAGAAUCCAACUCUGUAGAGUCUGUGGGAUUCUGUGACAUCCUCCCUCUCGUAGCUGUGGCGUACCUGGAUGGGACUCUGGCCGUAUACGACCUCUCAACACAGAACCUGAGGCACAGGUGUCAGCAUGAGGCUGGCAUCGUUCACCUGCAGUGGGAGGAGUCUUCUUCUGUGGUGUCCACCUGCAGUUUAGAUGGUGCGCUGCGUUUGUGGGAUGCUCGCUCUGGGAACCUGGUGUCUGAGUAUCGUGGCCACACUGCAGAGAUCCUGGACUUCACCAUCAACAGAGAGGCGACUCUUGCUGUAACUGCCUCAGGAGACAACCAGGCGAAAGUCUUCUGCCUCCAAAGACCUGAUCGGUAAAAAAAAGAGCCAGAGGACACAUGUCGAGCUAUUUCUGGAGAAACAGCAGAGACAUUGAAUAAUGAGACUUUUUGUGUUCCCCGACGUUGGAGAACAUGUUUCCCCACCUUCUAAGGAUUUUAAAAUAUUAUUAUUUCUGACCUGCUUUAGUUGAACUGUAGCAUUCAAAAGAUAACGUUUUUGUUUUAAACAGUAUUUAAGUUGUGCUUUAUUGGCAGCACAACUUAACUGAAAGAAGAAAAGCAAACCCAGAGCAGAUCACAGCAGAUGACAACAAACAGUUGACCACAUUAUCCUAGGUACAAGACGACCUGGAGAAUAAACAGAGAAAUUCAAGUGUGAUGCAUUAUAGUGUCCUGCCUGUGACUUCCUCUUCUGACUUUCUUUCUUUAAUGACUGUCCAGACUAAAAUAUUCAAAAUCAGUUUUUCCUUUGCAGGCGUAUGUGAGUCUUCCAAGUCUCAUUCAGGAGAUUCUCUUCUUUGCCAAACCUUCAAUGUAAUUCAAAUGUAAAUAGGAAAUAGUAAUAUUAUGCUUUGUUCUGGGAAGCCAUUAAAAUUCAUAUUCAACAA
Messenger RNA from Betta splendens (Siamese fighting fish), 2045 nucleotides. RefSeq names its product angio-associated, migratory cell protein (gene aamp). Lineage: Eukaryota; Metazoa; Chordata; Actinopteri; Anabantiformes; Osphronemidae. The record is from RefSeq and is a predicted model, not a curated record. The transcript has 11 exons. Bases 218 to 1474 code for a protein of 418 amino acids. Gene Ontology annotation, molecular function: protein binding. Gene Ontology annotation, cellular component: cytosol.